UCCAUAUCUCUCUGUUUCUCUCUCGGUUCUGUGGAACUUGUCCCGAAAAUCGAAAAACUGGAGAAAAAGAUUGAAAAUUGGAUGAAUCGAUCCAUCGCGGAGCUUCUCCGCUAGCUUGUUUCAGUGGUUGAUAGUGUGGAUCAAUGGCGGUGUCAAUGUCUUUAGCAUCGAUGACUGAUGUUAAUCGGGCUUUUCAGGCAUUUGAUCUCUUGCUCAAGAUAACACUUACACAAGGACCUUCAUGGAGCAUGAUAUGGAAAAGAAUCCCUAUGAAUGUGAUUCUACGCUCACUGGUGCAAUUUUCAUGUCCAACCGUGCAACAAAGAAGGAAUGUCUCAAGCGUGGUGUUUUUGGUCUUCCACAGUCACAGGCAAAAUUUGUGAGUGAAGUUAAAGCUGGCAUGCUACUAUUUCUGUUUGAACAUGAGGAAAGAAAGCUUUAUGGGGUGUUUGAAGCAACUUCUGAUGGUGCGAUGAAUAUAAUUCCUAAUGCAUUUCGCUCAUCAGGGAUGCUGUUCCCUGCUCAGAUUAUUUUCAAGAGAAUUUGGGCAUGCAAACCACUAUGUGAAAGUGAAUUCGGCGACUGUAUACGUGAGAACUACUACACACUAAACAAGUUCCACUUUGGUCUUUCAUUGAAACAGGUUAUGAGGCUACUUGGGUUGUUCAGUUUAAAAAAGAUUAAUGUAGGGGAACCACAGAAUUUGAUUAGUAAAUCUAGUGUUGUUAAGACCAAGUCUAUUGGAAAAGACGCAUUGCUUGAUACAUAAUAUACUGCAGCUGAUGCUUCACAUUCUUUUG
This is a messenger RNA of Dioscorea cayenensis subsp. rotundata (Guinea yam), 800 nucleotides long. RefSeq names its product B2 protein-like. The record is from RefSeq and is a predicted model, not a curated record. Lineage: Eukaryota; Viridiplantae; Streptophyta; Magnoliopsida; Dioscoreales; Dioscoreaceae. Bases 242 to 769 code for a protein of 175 amino acids. The transcript has 5 exons.